GACACACAUAGAGAGACACACAGCCACAGAGACACACACAGACAGACGGCGAGAGAGCCAUGCGUCACACCGUGUGUUGUGUGGUGGUGUUGGUGGUUUGCAGCGUGUGUCUGGGUGGUGCAGCCUCGGAGGAGCAAGAGCCCCAGAAUCCGUUGCUGACCGUCCAGCAGAUUAUUGAGGAUCCCUUCCCAGGGCUGCCAUUCUCGCCGCACCUCCACACUCACGAGGGCUGCCUGCAAGAGCCCCCGCCCUCCGUGCCCGCGGUGGACUUCCCGGCCGGCCGACCGAGCGCGGAGAACCUGGAGAGCGUGUGCCGGGCGGGCCGUGGCCUGAACCUGCGGGCGGGCGUGCGGGCGCCCGCCUCGGGCCACGGGUGGCUCGUGCGCCGCCUCGACUCGCUGCGCCGCCUGGAGCGCGCCCUCGAGCGUUGCUGCGAGCGCGGCCACGGGCAGCUGCGGUGCGCCGGCAAAGCGUGGGAGCGCUCCAUGGACGCGUUCUGCGCGGAGGAGGCGAUGGUGAAGGCCCGGCAGCACCGCUGCUGCGUGGAGCACGCCGCCCGCGUGGCCCCGCGCUACGCCUGCUUUGCGGCCGAAGCCCCCGACCCGGCCUACAGCCUCCGCGGGGCCCACGCGGCCAAGGGAAGCCGCGGCCGACACCGCGGUGCCCGCGAUGUCGGCCGCGCAGGCAAACGCGGCCGCUGCCGUGGAUGCGGCCGCCGCCUCCGCGGAGGCAAGGACACCGCACGGGGGCCUCGGGCAUUGGGAGUGGAACUAACUGGGCACCCGGGACCACUCGACCGUAAUUAA
This is a messenger RNA of Petromyzon marinus (sea lamprey), 806 nucleotides long. The record is from RefSeq and is a predicted model, not a curated record. NCBI's taxonomy places the organism in Eukaryota, Metazoa, Chordata, Hyperoartia, Petromyzontiformes, Petromyzontidae.